Sabethes cyaneus is the source of this 3033-nucleotide messenger RNA. RefSeq lists its product as uncharacterized. The transcript is spliced from 6 exons. NCBI's taxonomy places the organism in Eukaryota, Metazoa, Arthropoda, Insecta, Diptera, Culicidae. The coding region runs from base 939 to 3023 and encodes 694 amino acids. The record is from RefSeq and is a predicted model, not a curated record. Gene Ontology annotation, biological process: transmembrane transport; monocarboxylic acid transport. Gene Ontology annotation, molecular function: monocarboxylic acid transmembrane transporter activity.
GUCGGUCAGUCAGUGGCUACCGACAACGAAGGAGCUGUGUUUGUGUUUGGUGCACCAAACAGAUCAUGCUGGGCAAGAUAAAAAGCUAUUAUCGCGCUGCGCGGCACUCUGCCCGUCCAAUUGAGCCGGCGCUGCCGGUCGCAGUUUAUCAGGACCACCAACCUCGUGAUUUAACCGUGCGCAGACGGCAGAAGGGGACGACUUCUGGCUAUCGCAUGGUGUUUAACGCUGGCGCUGUUCAGUAUAGUGCCGAACCUCGAACCGACGCUGCCCGUAGCCGCGGGUUCUCUGAUUGCUCAAUCGUUUCGUCGAUUCUCAAGGUGCAUUGAGGACCGCAGCGAACCUUGUGCUUAAGAUAAACGAACGAAUAGUUCACGAUUAGCAUAAUUCAUGUUGAAUUAUGCUAAUUUGAAACCCUUUGGAUUUUCAGUGGAAUUCGAAAUAGUAGCUGAGGGGAAUAAGUGAGUUAGUAUAUGGCAUUAACAUACAGCCGAAUCUAGUUUGAAGAAAAUAAAGCCCGGAGCGAACAAGUGAAGUGUAACAAAUAACUAAACGUAAUCAGUCUAAUCAAAAGUGAUAAUGGCAUUUCGGAGCGGUGUGCGAGGGAAUAUCAUUGGGUGCAUCGGUAACAGCAUGGUUGUUGUUUGCUCGUAGAGCAGUGAAAGACCCGAGAGUAGUGCACUCGUGGACUAGUUACUCCAGACUAUCCACGAAUAGCUGGUGUUAGCCUUAAUUGUGAUGUUCGGAACUAAAAAUGUUACAUGCUAUUUUUAUGACGCGACGAUAUUUGUAUUGUGUAUUCAAUAGUUGCAGAAUCAUUUUGAAAAACAAGUGUACUCUUCCAGCUGAUAGCGGCGGAGUGUCUACGUGACUGUGUAGAGAUUACAGCUGUUUGUUCUGUAAUAAGUGGCACGGAUAUAAGAUUUUGCGUAGCAAUAAUGGCCGAAAUUGCCCAGCUGCGUCCGCCGGACGGCGGCUGGGGCUGGAUGGUGGCGUUUGCCUAUGGAAUGGCUAAUAUCAUGAUCAUUCCGGUGCUGCAAAGUUUUGGCCUUAUUUUCAAGGACACUUUCAAAGAGAUUCACAUUUCCGCCACGGGUGCCUCACUGAUUAUCAACUUGGCAUCGUCGGUUGGCAUGACGCUCGGUCUCUUCAACGGUCCUCUGCUGCGUAACUUUGGCUUCCGGAAGGUGGCCGCCGUAGGCGGACUAAUGUUCUCACUGGGACUGAUGCUCACCUCCACCGCACAAACGUUUGCGCAUUUUAUCAUAACUUACAGUAUUAUUGCAUCUCUCGGGAUGGGGUUUUGCAAUUCGUCGUUUUCAUUGGCUUUGAACACCUACUUCGUCACUCGAAGGAACAAAGCAGCUGGAGUCGCAUUGACCAUCACUGGACUGGGACCGAUUCUGCUACCUCAGUUGGUUUCGCUUCUCGUUGGACUGUAUGAUCCGAGAAGUUGUUUACUCAUUAUUGGUGCAUUGGCAACCCACAUAAUCGCAGCAGCGCUGCUUUUGCAACCCGUCAAAUGGCACAUGGUCCCCGUAGAACCGAAGCAAGACUGCCUCGUCGGAAAAGAUACUUUCGAUGAGAAAAGCUCAGCUGUUGAUGCAACGGCUCAAGCACAAAACUGUCGCAGUAACACCGAGAAUGGCAUUUUAGAGGUUGAAUCGGACGACGAGGACGGUUACCUGGAGGAACACAGCUUUCUCACCGAUCAUGAAACGGACGCACAGAGCAUCUACGGAUUCGAGCAGACUUCCCAAAUUCGACGGCGCGAAUCGAUGGCUGCCCUGGUCGUUCUAUCGCGGGCCAAAAGCGAAGUGUUUCAUCCCGUACAGAGGAGCCCAUCACUGGUUGACAAUUUAGCGUUCAAAUCUGGAUCACAGAACUUGCAAACUACAAAGGAACCGCGACGAUGGUUUCAGGCGGCUUCCGACGAAUCAGUGCAUUUGGGUAGCUCCAUGAAAAUCUUCGAUGAACGAGAACGAAGAAAUUCAAUGGAUACCGUUAUGCCGAAACGAAAACUUUCCGGCAUUUUCGGAGGACGGCGUUCGCCGAACAACAAAAGAUGGUUCGAAAAAUCGGACGAUUCUGUCCAUUUGAGCAGUUCACUACGAAUCUUCGACGACCGGUACUCAGGAGCUCGAAGUGGCUCUAAUCUUACUAUUCGCGAUAGUUCACUUGUGCUUCCAGCAGUUUCACAAUCGAAGCUUCCAGUUUUAAGUGAAAAUCAAGGGCUUACCGAAGACAAUCGAUUCCCGUCGAUCAUGCGUCAGCUGGAUCGACCCACCCCUCCGCGAGCACCCGUGCCAAAGACCACCACCUUCAAAUUAGACAACGUUGAUGGUGGAGUGCCAAAUCAGCAGAAGAAAACUUUUCUUCAGAAGGUAGUCACACUUUUCGAUCUCACAUUGCUAAAAGACAAAAUCUACGUCAAUAUUAUGUUGGGAAUGGCGGUCUCCGUUUUUGCAGAGAUCAAUUUCUCGCUGAUGACUCCGUUCAUUCUGAGCGACCUGGGCUACGGAACGGAGCAUAUUGCAUCGAUUAUGUCGACACUGGCGGUAGCAGAUCUAAUUUUUCGGUUCAUUUCGCCUUUUGUAGGAGAUUUUCUGAAAUUGUCACCUCGCAUCAUGUAUAUGAUUUCCCUCACCAUGCUGAUCGUGUUUCGAUUUAGCAUUCUCAUAGCACGCAACUAUGCUGAAAUGAUUGCCGUUGCUUUCUUUCUCGGAGUUGCCAAAGGUGUACGGACGGUCUAUAUGGGUGUGGUUAUACCCAGUUAUAUACCGAUCAAACGGUUACCGGCAGCUUCCAGCAUCCAGAUGAUGAUGAACGGAAUGAUCCUGAUGAUGAUCGGUCCGCUGGUGGGACUGAUACGGGACCUAUCCGGUAGCUACUCGAAAAGCAUUCUGUUCAUCAAUGCGUUCACUAUCGUAACGCUGGUGAUGUGGGCAAUCGAAAUGGCCUACGUGAAGCGGAAAUCCCGCCAGAAACAUCUGGAGGCUGCCGCCGGUGUAGCUUUAUCGUGAUCGAGCGUGA